CGGCCUCGGCCGCUGUCCGGGGCCCGGCGGAGCGCGGGGGGAUCGGGCUGAGGCGGCCCUGGCCCCGGCCCCGAGCGGUCUGAGACGACGCCAGAAUCCAGAUAAAGUGAGAUGCUGCCUUAAGUCUCAAGCCCAGUGCUUCAUCGAAUGAUCAUCGGGUAUUUCUGCAGGAAAAGCAGAUCCUCAGGUUUGCAGCAAUGUUCGGCACAUCCCAGUCUGCCCGAGCCCAGUUCCUGGACAAAGCUCGUCAGGCGAGGGAAGAGAGGCGGGGACAGAAGGAGAAGGAGCGGGCUGCCGUGCAGAUACAGGCCGUGGCCCGCGGGUUUCUCUGUCGAUGUCGCUUACAGAGAGACAUCAGGAAAGAGAUCGAUGAGUUUUUUGACACCAUUGACCCAACUGGAGCCAAUAAAAGAAGUGCACUUUCUCUUUUUAAGAUUGCCCGGAAGCUGUUGUUCAUAUUCAGAGCUAGAGAGGAUGAGCUGAGGUUCGGAAUGCUGUGCCGCUGCAUCCUAAGUAGCAUGGAGCCUGAGAAUGAACCUAAGGUGUGGUAUGUGUCCCUGGCCCUGUCCAAAGAGCUCACUGUGCUCUGGAUCAAGCAAAUUAAGGACAUCCUGUGGAUCUGCUGCAAAUAUCUGAAGUACCUCAAGCCUGACAUCUUACAAGACUCUAAACUGAUCUCACUGUACCUCACCCUACUUGUUAACUUCACAGACACAUCAACAUGGAAAAUUGUCCGAGGAAAAGGAGAGUCCCUUCGGCCUACCAUGAACCAUCUCUGUGCAAAUAUCAUGGGGCACCUCAAUCAGAAUGGAUUGUAUCCUGUUCUACAGAUCCUGUUAAGAAAUGGCCUGGCGAGAUCCAGACCGUCCCUGACAAGAGGCAUGUUGGCUGCAUCCUUUACUUUGGCUUCACGCCCCGUGAUUGCUGCUCAUUUUUCGGACAAUCUCUUACGACCGUUCCUCAUCCAUAUUAUGUCAGUGCCUGCCUUUGUGGCGCAUCUCAGCAUGCUUGCCCCCAAGCGCCUCGUUGUGCUAGAAUAUCACGACUUUCUUCGCAAAUUCAUUCUGUUUCUGAGUCGCAGGGAUCAAUGCGUGGACGUCUGUGAGUGCUUGGAAGGGAGCCACACUCUCUGUUUGCUGGGCAACAUCAUACACUUGGGUUAUCUUUCAAGCAGAGUGUUAGAGGAGGAGACGAAGCAUUUUGUGAAAGUGCUCAUUGAAAUGCUGUCCUACUGCCAGCAGUAUGUGUCCCUGAAGAGGUCAAACCUGACACACUGGCACCCUGUCCUUGGGUGGUUCUCCCAGUCAGUGGACUAUGGUCUGAAUGAGUCCAUGCCUUUGCUCACCAAGCAGCUGCAGUACCUGUGGGGGGUGAGGGUCAUCCGCAUUCUCUUCCGAGACAUCCUGAGCAAGAAGCUGCUGGAGAAUCCCGAGGCCAGCCACGUGGUGGCCACGCCGUCCACGUCCCCACCCAACAGCCUGCCCGUGAAGAGCCUCUUCAAGCGUGCGUUCCAGAAGUCCUCGUCGGUUCGGAACAUCCUGAAGCCCAUCGGCGGAAAGCGUGUGGACUCACCAGAAGUACAGAAGGUCUGCAACGUCUGUGUGCUCUACCAGACCGCGCUGACCACUCUCACCCAGAUCCGACUGCAGAUCCUCACAGGCCUCACUUACCUAGAUGAGCUCCUGCCCAAAUUGUGGGCAUUCAUCUGUGAGCUGGGCCCUCAAGGGGGCCUGAAGCUCUUCCUGGAGUGUCUCAACAGUGACAACGAAGACUCCAAGCGGCUGCUGGCCAUGCUGACGUUAUUCUGCGACUGUUCGCGGCACCUCAUCACAAUUCUCGACGACAUCGAGGUGUAUGAAGAACAAAUCUCCUUCAAGGUUGAAGAGCUGGUCACCAUCUCCUCUUUCCUGAACACCUUCAUCUUCAAGAUGCUCUGGGAUGGGCUUCUGGACAACGCCAAGCCAGAGACCCUGGAGUUGUUCUUUUCAGUUCACGGAUGGCUGAUGGUGCUGUAUGAAAGAGAUUGCCGCCGGCGCUUUGCCCCCGAUGAUCACUGGCUGCGGAAGGAUCUCAAACUCAGUGUGCUUUUCCAGGAACUGGAGAAGGACAGGAAGCGUGCCCACCUGAUCCUGCAAUUCAUCCCUCAUGUCAUUCCCCACAAAAAUAGAGUGCUUCUCUUCCGAAACAUGGUGAUCAAGGAGAAGGAAAAGCUCGGGCUCGUUGAGACCAGCUCGGCGUCGCCUCACGUCACGCACAUCACCAUCCGAAGGUCCCGGAUGCUGGAGGAUGGCUAUGAACAGCUGCGGCAGCUCUCGCAGAAUGCCAUGAAGGGUGUGAUCCGUGUGAAGUUUGUCAAUGACCUGGGGGUGGACGAGGCCGGCAUUGACCAAGACGGAGUGUUCAAAGAGUUCUUAGAAGAAAUCAUCAAGAGGGUGUUUGACCCAGCGCUAAAUCUGUUCAAGACGACCAGUGGCGAUGAGAGACUCUACCCUUCGCCCACGUCCUACAUCCACGAGAACUACCUACAGCUCUUUGAGUUUGUGGGGAAAAUGCUGGGCAAGGCCGUGUAUGAGGGGAUCGUGGUAGAUGUGCCUUUUGCUUCCUUCUUCCUAAGCCAGCUGCUUGGACAUCAUCAUAGUAUCUUCUACAGCUCGGUGGAUGAGCUGCCUUCCUUGGACGCGGAGUUCUAUAAAAACCUCACUUCUAUUAAGCGCUACGAUGGAGACAUUAGUGACCUGGGCUUAACGCUGUCCUACGAUGAAGAUGUGAUGGGCCAGCUUGUUUGCCACGAACUGAUUCCUGGAGGGAAGACCAUUCCUGUGACAAAUGAAAAUAAAAUUAGCUAUAUUCACCUGAUGGCCCAUUUCCGGAUGCAUACUCAGAUCAAAAAUCAGACAGCUGCUCUCAUCAGCGGAUUCCGCUCUAUUAUCAAAUCUGAGUGGAUUCGAAUGUUUUCGACCCCUGAGCUGCAGCGCCUGAUCUCUGGUGACAACGCAGAGAUUGACCUCGAAGACUUGAAGAAACACACUGUGUACUAUGGCGGCUUUCACGGCAGUCAUCGAGUCAUCAUUUGGCUUUGGGACAUUCUGGCCAAUGACUUUACCCCAGAUGAGAGAGCCAUGUUUCUGAAGUUUGUGACCAGCUGUUCCAGGCCCCCACUUUUAGGAUUUGCCUACCUCAAGCCUCCUUUCUCCAUCCGCUGCGUCGAGGUAUCGGAUGACCAGGACACGGGGGACACUCUGGGCAGUGUGCUCAGGGGCUUCUUCACCAUCCGCAAGAAGGAGCCGGGGGGCCGCCUGCCCACCUCCUCGACCUGCUUCAACCUGCUCAAGCUGCCCAAUUACAGUAAGAAGAGCAUCCUCCGGGAGAAGCUGCGUUAUGCCAUCAGCAUGAACACUGGCUUUGAGCUCUCCUAACCCUCUCCGUCUUCCCCUCCCCUCUCCCCAGCCUAGGCGGGCAGCCACUUGCCCUCUGCCUUCCCAGAUGCUUGUGCACGGCCCGACUCAGGGAGGGACCUUGGGGGCGCCUGGGGCAGGAGCACGUGAAUGGCCACGGGUCUCAAGAAGGCUGCCAGUGAUCACUUACAAAUCAACGCUGUCCGUGUUAUUGAAAAGGCAGGCCUCGAAACGAAGAGACCUUGGGGUUUGCCCGGUGUGGGCUUGAAGCCUGGUGUGGGCUUGAAGCCUGGCGUAGACUUGGACCCGUUCUCCCCUGCCCUGAGGCCUGAGCCUUGUGUCUGGACACGCUUCGCUUCUGUCCUGUUUUGUUUUGUUUAAUUGUCUGGAAGCCCUUCUGAGUGAGGUGGUGCAGUUAACGCCCCAGCUCCGAAGGUCAGGAGUAGGACCUGAGCGGCCCAGGAGUCCAGCCCUCCAAGCCUCUGCAUUAGAGCUACUUCCCUUCACUCAGGUCAGGCUUUGCAGCCGUGACGUCCUAAGCCAUCACGCACCGAGCAAAGACCCUCCACCCCCACCAGACUCAGACAGCCACUUGGGGGCUCUGCCUGUAACCAAGGCAGUUUUCUGGUGGGGAGCAUCUCAGGCAGCCCCAGAGAGCAUCAGCCACCACACUAAGGAGCCCGUCACUGCUUCUUCCUGGGAGUCGAGCAACGUGUGGACUGUUCUGCCUGAUGUGAUUGGGAGAGUUCCAGAGACUGCUCUGGGUUGCUGCUCAGAUCCGGCCAGAAGGGCCUGUUCUCCUGUGUCUGGGAAGGCCAAGCUCUGUACGAUCCAGCUAAGUGAUUAGCUCUGAAAAGUCCCUCUCUCACUCUAUUAAAAGCAAGUACUCAAGCCUGAUGCCUUUUUACAGAAAUGCCACCAGAGUUUAGAUUCCUCCCCAGGGUCCCCAUCUCUUCCCAUGCAGCACUUCUUUUACCAGGUGAACGCUGGCACCCCCUCCGCAGAUGGAGCUGCCGUCCCUCCGUGUGGCUUUGUUCUCCGUCCCUUCUGGCAUCCCCAGACGCGCAGAGGAGCGGCUGCCCUUGAGGACUAGCUCCUGCCCGAAGGCUGCUCAUCUUUCCCAGCUGUUCUGGAAUGAGAAACUCACCCACUUAGCCAGGAGCCACAGCCCAGCCCAAUCUGUCAGCCUCCACACCUCCACCUUUGUGUUGUCAGAUGAAGCUUAGUUAAAUUAAAUUAAAAAUUCAGUGUCCCUCUGUCAGUGAGGAGCAUAGGACACUCCAUGUCCAGUGGGUGUGGGUGUCUGGAUUCCCUCUUGCAUGGUGGCCUCAACAUGUCGAGUCUGUCCUCUCUACCGCCAUCGUGAGAAUGCUUUUCUUCAUGUGUAGCUGGGAGCAUCUGGAAUCUGGGCCGGUCCAAGGUCAGUGGCCAGCAGAAGGCCACGCUCCCUCUCUUUUGAGCUGCCCAGGGUAUGUCGGCUCCCCACCCGUCACAGUUAGCAACGUCCUGGCUCGUGCGGUGUCUGAGCAGGCCCGGCUGCAGAGCUGGGCCAGGCAGGAGCUGUUCACACAAGCAGUGAGGUGGUAGGGCCUCCUGAACAGGAAGGUGGUCGGGGAGUGGGGGUUGGAGAAGGAGCCUUGGUCACCCAACAGGUGCAAGCCUGUGCAGACAGGUUCGUUUUGGGGACAGUGUCAUGAACAAGCAAAUUUAAAAGCCACAGAUUUCCCCCCCUAAAUUUCCUGACAUUUGUUGAUUUUCUGAUCCUAACAAGUGAAAAGAUCUCCUCAUUUCAGCCUAUGAUACCAUCACCUUUUAAUUCUGAUAAAGACCACUCCAAGAACAGGCAUGCAUGGGCAUGGGGACGCGUGGUUUAAAAAAAAUCAACUUGGUUUUAGGACGGGAAGAUGGAGCUUGGCUGCCAUCUUGAUUUUCAUUUCCAGUGAAUGGGAAUGGGAAGAGUGGGUUGGGAGUGGCAGGCAGGUCAGGGAGGCAGAGGGUUCCAUGUAACUGUAUAAAACUUUUAACAUUUUAAGUAUUGCACUAUCAAAAACGCUGAAUCUAUCUUUUUUUUUUUAGCUGAUGUACAAACCAUGAUUCUUGAAUAUUAGCACUCUGAUGACUACAAAAAGUUUUUUUUUUCAUAACUAACUUAUGUAUUAAGAUGUGAUCAAAGGCUUUAUUAAAUUUUUACUUCAUUG
Messenger RNA from Vombatus ursinus (common wombat), 5593 nucleotides. RefSeq names its product ubiquitin protein ligase E3B (gene UBE3B). Lineage: Eukaryota; Metazoa; Chordata; Mammalia; Diprotodontia; Vombatidae. Gene Ontology annotation, molecular function: ubiquitin protein ligase activity; protein binding. Gene Ontology annotation, biological process: ubiquitin-dependent protein catabolic process; protein polyubiquitination. The record is from RefSeq and is a predicted model, not a curated record. The coding region runs from base 198 to 3416 and encodes 1072 amino acids. The transcript has 28 exons.